AUGCGGGGCCCUACCAUGGAGAGCAUGACGUUACUAAAGCUCAUUAUACAGCACAGCUUGAAAACAAAACAAGGUGCUGGCAACAGUAACACAGAAGUUAAUCACAAACCUGCAUUCUUAUCAGAUGAGGAGCUACAACACUUAAUACAGAGGGCAGUUGAUGGCUUUCUGUUUGUUGUUGACUGUGAUCAAGGGAAAUUAUUGUUUGUUUCUGAAUCAGUAUACAAGAUCCUAAACUACAACCAGAAUGACCUGAUUGGCCAGAGCAUGUUUGAUUACCUCCAUCCUUAAGACAUUGCCAAAGUCAAGGAGCAGCUGUCCUUAGUGCUUACCGUAACACGAGAGAAAAUCAUCGAUGCAAAAAGUGGUCCUUUAGUGAAGACAGAUAUCAACCCAAGUUCUUUAAGACUUUGUUCUGGGAUGAGACGCUCAUUUUUCUGCAGGAUGAAGUGCAACGGAAAUAUCGAAGAUGAAGAUUUUCCAUCCAGCUGCUCAAAAAAAAACUCAGAUCAUAAGGGCUUCUGCACCAUUCACAGCACUGGUUACUUAAAAAGUUGGUCCCCUGCUGAGGUGGAUCUGGAUGAAAAUAAUGAGUCAGACAAUGAUGGAUGUAACGUAAGCUGUCUGGUGGCUGUUGGUCGGUUGCAUCCCCACACUGUUUCUCAGCAAGUGCAGAAUCACGUCAAGGUCAAGCCCACGGAGUUUGUUUCACGUCAUGCUAUUGACGGGAAGUUUCUCUUUGUAGAUCAAAGGGCCACUGCCAUAUUGACUUAUUUACCUCAAGAGCUGCUGGGAACUUUAUUUUAUGAAUACGUUCAUGAAGAUGAUAUUGCUCAUUUAGCAGAAUGUCACAGGCAAGUGUUGCAGAUGAGAGAGAAGAUCAAUACAAACUGCUACAAGUUAAAAAUAAAAGAUGGCUCAUUCAUCACACUAAGAAGCUGCUGGUUCAGUUUUAUGAACCCUUGGACCAAAGAGGUGGAGUACAUUGUCUCUAACAAUACUGUAGCCACGUGAAGGGAGGCUGGAUCUCCAAACAGUGCAUAGUAUUCGUGGUGCAAAGGAAUUGUUGGAAAUGCAGAGUUUGUUCGAGGAGGCCGUGUCAUCUGUGGUGUCUGUGGAUCUGGAGAACCUGGUGGGGGGAGGGUGAAGAAUAUGGCCAGGGAGAAGGAGAGAGGCAACCAAGCACAAGACUACUCAACAAAACAAGGUCAGGUCAGGCUGAAGAGGAUGUUUUUGAAGCACUGGAGCCUUCACAAGAGGUUUAUCCUGAGGGCUCUGGGCCUCAGUCUUCAGGACAAGCUAAAGGAGGUCAAGACUUGAAACUGGUGUGAUUACAGAUUAUGCGGCCUGCAUGUCUGCCAUACCUGGUAGGCCCUUAUCAUAGGUUACCUGCAGCAGAGGAGGAGGAAGCCCAAGAGCAAAGGACAUGGCUCAGAGAUGGAAGGAAGUGUUUUCAUUGGAACAGCAGGUCUGAGCACUGACUUCCUUCACCACCUGAUCCAACUCAGCACCAUGUGGUGAUGAGCUGACAGCUCUGCUCCUAUCUUCAGCCAAGCGUCCAAGACUUAGGGUAUUAUAUCGGACAAUAUGACUACAAAGUCAAUUAUCAAUCAUUGAAAGGUGUUCUGGUACCAGGUACAUCAGAAAAUGCAGAGACAGCUACAAGACAUUGUGAUAUUUUGAACAAAGAAAUGUUUCUCUGCCAUAACGAGGAGGUAAAGAAGGAACAAAAAAGAUAAGUAACCCUUGGGGCAGAUAAAAACUCAAAAAGAGGAAUGCUAAAAGAUCUUUCUUCACAUGAGGUUCUCCUUUAAGUUGUCCCGUGCAAUCAUUUAGCAUUUUGUUAUGAUAAGCCUAAGGCAAGCACAUAAAACUCUGGUUGAUUCUUGCAUUACUGCAUUUUUUUUUAGUAUUGAAUCCAUUUUUGGUUUUUGCUCCUGCUUUAACUGGAUAAAGCAUAUUAUCUGUAAUUAAAGCAAAAGCCAAGUUGUAUUAAUUUUUUUUAAUUCCUUGGUUUUCAUCCAAGCAUAGUCUGCGCCAGGUCCAUAGAUAAAAGCUCUUUUUAGUUUGCUUCUAGACUCUGGAAAUUAAUAUCCCCUUGGUGGCAAAUGCAUACUGGCAGCACAAGUAUCUGCAUCUCUGUAAAUCUUGCUUUUAUUCAUUGUGCAAAGGAAAUGAUGAAAGAUUGUGAUCCAUUCUGGGUAAGCUGUCCCUCUUAAGUGUACACUGUUCACUCACUUCCUUUCUUAUUCAUCACAUCAUGUUUUACAAUCAAGGAUCAAAUAUACAAAAAUGUUAUUUUGAUAUCUUUAUUUGAUGAUUUUACGUUUUUAUUUUUAAACAACAAUUUCAAGCUUUGCACAAAAAGAUUCUGACCACAACAGCCUGUGCUCUGCUUAAUAUCUUGGCUGCGGGGAGGAGCAAAACAUCACAUAUCAAAUCCAGCCAAUGACUACAUACCCAAUUACAAGAUAUUUUUU
Messenger RNA from Siniperca chuatsi (mandarin fish), 2480 nucleotides. It is a transcript of the gene bmal1b, whose product is annotated as aryl hydrocarbon receptor nuclear translocator-like 1b. Lineage: Eukaryota; Metazoa; Chordata; Actinopteri; Centrarchiformes; Sinipercidae. The transcript has 11 exons. Gene Ontology annotation, molecular function: DNA-binding transcription factor activity, RNA polymerase II-specific; RNA polymerase II cis-regulatory region sequence-specific DNA binding. The record is from RefSeq and is a predicted model, not a curated record. Gene Ontology annotation, cellular component: cytoplasm; nucleus; aryl hydrocarbon receptor complex. Gene Ontology annotation, biological process: circadian rhythm; regulation of transcription by RNA polymerase II.